Messenger RNA from Schistocerca serialis cubense, 2254 nucleotides. Its product is annotated as beta-glucuronidase-like. The record is from RefSeq and is a predicted model, not a curated record. Gene Ontology annotation, molecular function: beta-glucuronidase activity; carbohydrate binding. Gene Ontology annotation, biological process: glucuronoside catabolic process; carbohydrate metabolic process. The coding region runs from base 213 to 2120 and encodes 635 amino acids. NCBI's taxonomy places the organism in Eukaryota, Metazoa, Arthropoda, Insecta, Orthoptera, Acrididae. The transcript is spliced from 13 exons.
GCCAGCCGCAGCAGCAGUCGUCGCACUGUCUCACGAAUUCUUCUUCCACGUUGAUGAUUGGAUGAAUGUUUGGAUCAGAGGGAGGACGGUGAUAAGCGACGCCGAAGCUCGCUAGCACACCGAUCAGCGACACAGAGUUGUCAGUGUGUGUUCGGGCGUCCUGCUGACCUCCACGCCGCACACCUCAACACAUUGAAGAUACUAUCGUCGGCAUGUGGAGACUUUGUCUAUUGCUUGCUACAGCGGCCUUGGCGCCAGUCGCGAAAGGUGGCGUGCUGUAUCCCAGAGAAUCCGAGUCCAGGGAGGUGAAGUCUCUAGAUGGCCUCUGGAACUUCAAGCUGGACGCAGACGAAAUAGGCUACGCUGAAGAAUGGUACGGAGAUGAUCUCACCAAGACAGGAGAUGUGCUAACGAUGCCGGUGCCGGCCAGCUACAACGACGUGACCACAAUGAAGGAGGUGCGCGACCACGUGGGGCUGGUCUGGUACGACAGGAACUUCUUCGUACCACGCUCAUGGGAUGGCGCAGACACACGCAUAUGGCUGCGCUUUGGUAGCGUCUGCUACUCUGCUGAAGUGUGGGUGAAUGGUAACAGAGUGGUGGCACAUGAUUUUGGUCAUCUUCCAUUCCAAUCUGAGGUCACAACUCUGCUGAAUUAUGGAGCAAGCAAUCGAAUAACAGUUGCAGUGAGCAAUCUGCUUAACAUCACAACUAUUCCACAAGGCUAUUUCCAAACAUUGGCAACCGAAAAUGGUAACAGGACAUACCAGACUUACACGUUCGACUUCUUCAAUUAUGCGGGCAUUGACCGGUCAGUUUAUCUCUACACUACCCCUGAGGUGUUUAUUGAUGACAUCACUGUUACAACAGAAUACUCUGGUGAUGGGACAGGUACUGUGCAGUACAAUGUGACAUUUGAUGGGCAAGCUGAUGACCUGCCUUCUUGUUCUGUAUCCCUUUUGGAUGCAGAAGGUCUAUCUGUAGCCACAGGUACAGGCUUUGCAGGAGAACUGACUGUCACAAAUGCCAAAGCAUGGUGGCCGUACCUCAUGGAUCCCAAUCCUGGCUAUCUCUACACUCUUGAGGUUCAUGUGAAUUCCUCAGAGAGGGGAACAGAUGAUGUAUACAGGCUACCUGUGGGAAUACGGCAGCUCUUCUGGGACAACUCAUCAUUUCUUAUCAAUGGCAAACCUAUUUACAUAAGAGGUUUUGGUAGACAUGAAGAUUCUGAUAUUCGUGGUAAAGGUAUUGAUCUCCCUUUGUUUACUCGUGACCAUGAUUUGCUGAAAUGGGUGGGAGCAAAUUCUUAUAGGACAUCACAUUAUCCUUAUGCAGAAGAACUCAUGGACUUUGCAGAUAAGGAAGGCUUAAUCAUUAUUGAUGAGUGUGCUGCAGUAAAUAUUGAAAACUAUUCUGAUGAGCUGCUUGAAAAUCACAAGCGCUCCCUGACAGAAUUAAUAAACAGAGAUAAGAAUCGGCCAAGUGCUAUCAUUUGGUCUGUGGCCAAUGAGCCACGCUCGUAUCUAGAUGGAACAGAGGAUUACUACAGAGAAAUUAUCAGCCACGUAAAAAGUCUUGAUACAACUCGUCCAACUACCAUUGCUCAGCAGCAAAACUGGGAGAACGAUCGUUCUAGUCAGUUUUUGGACAUCAUUGGAGUUAACCGUUACCUUGGAUGGUAUGAGAAUGGAGGACUUACAGAGACCAUUCUGCCACAAUUAGUGAUGGAAAUAGGCAACUGGAGGACAAAGUAUAACAAGCCAAUAAUAAUAACUGAAUAUGGAGCAGAUACCAUGGAGGGGCUGCAUUUGUUACCUGAUUACAUAUGGUCAGAAGAAUACCAAGAAGUUAUGUUUUCUGAGUUCUUCAAGGCUUUUGACAGACUCAGAGAAACAGGAUAUUUUGUUGGAGAGAUGAUAUGGAAUUUCGCUGAUUUCAAGACUGCUCAAACAUACACACGAGUUGGUGGAAACAAGAAAGGAAUUUUCACAAGAGCACGUCAGCCAAAGAUGGCAGCAUAUAUGGUGAGAGAGCGCUACUGGUCCCUUGCAAGAGAAGAUUACAAUGUAACACUUCCUGAAGAUCUUGGCCUAUAUGUCUGCAGUACAUGCCAAAACUAGAUGCCACUUUCCACAUCACAGUCUAUACCUGCAUCCAUAUUUAUAGUAAUUCAGUUUAUGCUUUUCUGUGUUUUAUUUACUAAAGCAGUUAUAAAAUGACACCAUCUAUCUGAAAAUAAAACUUUUACAUGUAA